GGCAAAUGGCAAUAGAAUACAGCGCACGCGGCAACAGCAACACACUGUGAGAGAGAUACGAAUCGAAAAUCAUUUCUUUGAUUCAGUCAGAGUUAUACAUUUCGGUUGGAUGGGACGAGAGAUGCAGUCGAUUCAGUUGGUCUACGAAACGGAUCCGUGAAAGACAGUACGCAAUUUGCUAAACUGAUUUUUUUAUUCAUAAUAAUGUGUGUGUGUAAAUAUAUAUAUAUACUGUGGAAUUGAAAACAUUGAAAACCACAAACAAACUUUCGGGAAAUUAAAGAAAAAAAAACACAACAAACGCUGAGAUUUUUUUUCGUUUCUGUUCGACGUCUUUGUCUCUGUCUUCAUUCGGCUCUAAUAAAAAAAAUACUCAAAGAAAAUACAAAUUCAUUGAAAUUUGUUUACAUUUGAGUUCUUGUGCAAGUGAAUGGUGUUUGGUGUGUUUGCUGUUGAAUUCAAUCGAGCACAAAAGAAAUGCAAAACAAACUUGCCAAAUUUAUUUGAUGUAUGUGUCGUGUGAUCAAGGCAAACCCAAAUAAAAGAAUGAAGAAAGUCAACAAAGUGUGAAGUAUAUGUGAAAGAUGAACAAUUUUCCAAUAAUAUCAAUGCAAAGCGAAUGGAUACGCAAAAAAUCCACGGGGAAAUAACAACGAUGAUUCGAUUUGAAUGCGAAAUAUUUAGAGAAUCAUCGAUUUGAAAAAUCCUAGUGACAAAAAUACCGUCGCAACAUUGUUCAACGAAAAAAAGAAUGAAAAAAUCAAAUCAACAUCACAGGCAACAUAUCUUCAGCAUCAAUCACAACAACAUCCGAAUCAGCAACAGCAGCAACAACCAAUAACAAUAUGCACAACCAACAUGUGUAGAAAUGAAUGGGUGUUGAUGCGUGUUUGAACGGACGCGUUUGGUGACGACUAGCAAUGUGUUGAAAUCGUGUUGUCGUAAUUCUGUAGCUUGCAUAAAAAGUGUUAUUUAAGUAACGGGGUGUGCAAUUAAAGACACAUAUAUCAUUUCUACCUGCUGAAAAAAAGUACACAAUUCAAUCAUUCAAUCAUUCCAUAUUCGGUGUUUCGUACUCAGUUCUGUCGAUUGUCAGUUUUGCUGAUUGUCCAAGUGAGGCCAAAAUUUUGUGCACAUUUGGAGUGGAAGAGUGUCCCAUCGAUGAAUGUUUGAUAGAUUUUUUUUUCACCAUACCUCUCCAUCUCUCUGUGUCUUCCCAUCUCGGUGCAACCGGUAAUGUUGAACCAUUUAAUUGACGACACAACGACAAAAAGCAAUCAAAAAUCAUAUAAUAAUAAUAUAUUGUUUGGCGCGCAUUCCAUGACAUGUAAUUGUGUUAUGUUGUUGUUGCAUUAAGAGUGUUCAAAUGAGCUACUUCUUAUCAGUUAAACGGAAAAGGUGAAUGUUCAGCAGAAUUCAUAUUAAAAGUUAUAAACUCAGGAACAACAACAAACAAGUGAUCGUUUUGCUCCAGGUCAAUGCAUACCUAUUCUCGAUUGAAAUAUGUCAACAACAUUGCAGUGUGUGCACGGACAAAAUGAUUAAAUUCAUGUAAUUAUGAUUCUGGUAUUUGUUUCGUGUUCGGAUAUGAAGUUUUAUCAAUGUUGGAGAGAAACUUAGACAAUGAUUCAGGUCGAUAAAGUACAACAAUAGCCGAAAGCAAAGGAGUUGCCUAAUUCAAUGCACUAGUGGAACAUAUAAGCGAUUCAAGCGCUGACGUAUUGUACAAACGACGAACGAAAAGUGAAAUAAGACACAGAUUUGGAACGAGGAAGCGAACCGACUAUGGCUGGAAACAUUGUCAAAUGGUGGAAACACAAAAUAUUGGGCGGAUAUAAACAGUUUUCAGUUCUUCAAGAGUGUGCUACCGAUUCAGAGGAGCUGAUUUAUCCCAUCCGAGCACCGUCUUCAUGCAGUGCCCCACCCGAUCUACUAUUGACGGGUGAUCGCAACAAAGAUGCCAAAGUACAAUCACCAACACCGCGCAACGAUGCUAUUUCGCCGGAUCGAAUGUUGCUGGAGGAAUUCACGUGCGAUGUAUCGGUCGAGGGCGGAGGAAAAUCCACACAACCAUUGCAAUUUUCCUUCACAUUCUAUGAUUUAGAUGGACAUCACGGAAAAAUUACCAAAGACGACAUAGCUGGCAUAGUGUAUACGAUAUAUGAGUCGAUUGGAAAAACGGUCGUAGUUCCACAUUGCGGUAGCAAAACGAUAAAUGUGCGUCUGACUGUGUCACCGGAUGCGAAGUCAAAGUCAGGCGAUUCAGUACAUUCAGUGAAAAAGAGUUCGAGGAAACAACGAAUAAAAUCACGACGCCUCUUCAAAUGUGAUGAUGAUGAAGAAGGUAGUGGCAGCGGUUGCUUCGAUAACAAUCAGGAAACAACUAAAGCGACACAAUUCGCCGAUGAAACAUUGCCACAAACUUCAGUAUUAGGUACGCAAUCGGCACCGAUUGCGGCGAGUGAAAAACCCGACGGAACUGUUACCGAAAAACAUUCAAUAGAGCCGAACAAUCGCAUGUCAAAAGAUACAGUUGAUGGCCGAUUGGCACCAUGUUGUGGGACUGAGAAUAUGAAAAGCUAUCGACACCCCAACUCCAGCCAAACCAACGAGAAUAUUUACGAGAGUGCACCAGUCUCAAAUGAAAACGCUGCUCCACAAUCGAAAACCAAGUGCGACAAAGUCAAUAUAACACUUAAUAAUAAUAACUCCUGCUGCCAAGACUGUCGCGUUACAAAUCAACUGUACCAAAUCGAUAAUGUUCCCGUUUCAAAGCCAUGCGCACGGAAAAUUGGCCGCAAAUCGAGAUCAAGAAAACCGAAAAAUGGACAAGAUUCAAAUCCAGCCGCACGAAUUCGCUCGCUGUCAGUUGGCAAUGAGAAUAGUUUUCGCAACAGCAACGGUGAUGCAAGCAGCGGUGUAAGUGGCAAAGAUCGAAACGAUGAAUGUCUUAACAAUUUGCGACGCAAUGAUCUUAUCGAUAUUAUACGAGAAAGUAUGGAGAAAAGCAGGCUUUGUUUUCAAUCGAAUGGGAAAACAAAUGUAAGUCCCUCAAAGCAUCACAGACAUCGAUCGUACACUAUCUCAUCGAAAAUGACACCGAUUGAUCCGCAUUCCAAAGAAAUAACCACCGCUAAUGCACACAAUGCAUCGAAAACGAAUUGGUGUGGCUAUGAUUCUAUGUUGCAUGCGAAAAUAUGCUCCACAAACAAUAUCAUUUCGAAUCCCGUGCUGGCCGCGCACACUUCAAAGCUAUUGCACAACUACAACUCCAACCAUAAUAACUCAACACCAAAUUGUAAUAAUAACAAUAGCCGAAAUUCGCGAACGCGUCAUCGUCAUCAUAAUGAAUUUCCGAUUUCGGCAUCGCCUCAGGUGCAAGGGUACACAAAACUCAUGUCAACGCAAAACAGUAAACUCAACACUACCCUACUGAAUCAGCUAAAUCCGCAGCUGACACAAGAACAAAAAUUAACGCGUACCAUAAGCCAUGUUGAGAAGUGGUUGGCGGACGAUCAAACCGCUGCGGCCACAUCCAACAUUUUGACGGCAAACAAUAUGCUUGACAUCUCGAAAAAUAUCAAUUGCAAAGAGAACAAUUUGUACAAAGAUGCCGAAUUGAACAAUGUGAGUGCCGUUGGCGUGGCGGAUAAGUUUAAAGAAAAUGAAAAAUUGGCGAAAAAACUCAACGAUGUUGGUUCACCGUCAAAGAAGACGUUCAACAAGGAGAUUCUACUCACACGAAAAACACCAAAAUCAUCAUUGUCAUCAUCACACCGUAAUUCCUCGAAUUCGGAUUCACAGGGCAAGGGCUCAAAUACAGUGUCUGCUGUGGGCAACACAGUUGUACCCGAACCUAAAGAAAGCGUUGUCGAGUACGCAUCCAUUCCGAUUAUUGACCCCAGCCAAAGUGAAUGCGAAAAUUUACUACGUGCCAGUUCGGAUGAAAGUAGCCAAAUCGGAAUCGGAACUGAUAAUGCCUCGCUAACAACAAUUCAUCGAUACGUACACAUUCAUCAUCACUACUAUCAUCACUAAUCCAUUGAAUAGAUAGAUAUAGAGAAAAAUAAACAAUGAAAAGCUUCCUCCCGUCAGAUAAAUUUAUAAAAAUAAAUCGUAUAUAUACAUAUAUAUAUUUUUGGUUGCUUUUGGUUGGAUUGUUUCAUCGAAUAUAAUAAGUAUUAAUUAGAAUUUUAAUUUACGACAAUUAGGCUUGAUAAUUUUUUUAAAUUAUUUAUAAUUCCACAGAUGAUGCAUAUAUUUCGUAUUUCAAAACAAAUUUAGUAUUUAUUGUGAAUUUAGGAUAUAUUUUAAAGUUGUUUAAGCGCUCGUUAUUUGACACGUAAAACCAAGAAAACGAAACAAAGAUUUUUUUUAAAUGUGUACAUUUUAAGCAAUUGAAUGAUAUUAAGACGAGAUGGAAUUCAUAUACAUUUCUCAAACAUAUGACUAUUGAAAACGAUACAACAGGAUAUUAGAAAGAAUAAAAAUAGAUACAAUUCAGCGGAACAAUGAAAACAGGGUAUUUUGCGAUUGUAAAAACGUAAUUGUUGACACACAUACACACACACUAAGAUAUACAAACACACCGAAUUUUUCAUAGAAGAAUUGCAGACAAUGACAGCGAAUUUUUGCAUUCUAUCGAAAAUAUUCAUUCGAAAAAUUAUAUUAUUGCAUUUAAAUAAAAAUGUUUACGCUUCAGUCGCAAAUACAUGUCAAUCGAUUUUCAUGUUGAUAAUUGCAUUUAUUUUCAUGAAAUUGCGAAAAAAUUCAUGAGAUUUUUUAUAAUGUUCAAGGCAAACGAAAAAAGAAACUACGGCAUACAAAACAGCAUUGGUUCCUAUUUUUAAAUUCUGUUGUAAGUGAUGAUGGUGUUUCCAUUAAUUUUGUACGUAAUAUGGGCUCAAAUUAAUCGCAACGAAUUUCCAAUACCAUAUCGAUCUUACGAGAAAAAUAUAACGUUCCGACAUCA
Sitodiplosis mosellana (orange wheat blossom midge) is the source of this 4972-nucleotide messenger RNA. RefSeq names its product protein naked cuticle homolog (gene nkd). Lineage: Eukaryota; Metazoa; Arthropoda; Insecta; Diptera; Cecidomyiidae. The record is from RefSeq and is a predicted model, not a curated record. The coding region runs from base 1786 to 4038 and encodes 750 amino acids. The transcript has 6 exons. Gene Ontology annotation, cellular component: cytoplasm. Gene Ontology annotation, biological process: negative regulation of Wnt signaling pathway.